CACAUUUGGAGGAAGGUAGUCUUUUUACAGCGACAGAUUUGCUACUUGGAGUCCAGCUUGGAGCUGAUCUUUGCAUAUCAGUGUUUUUUUUCAAACAUUCAUGAACUUCUAAGCAACAUUUCAAAGGCGGAACAGGUAUUGAGAUUCAAAUUGAGAUUCAAUUGGCUGGAAGAUCAAGAGUUCAAGAAUUAUGAGUUCUAAAAUUCAUGAUGGCAGUACUUAAAUAAGAGAUAAGAACCACAGAAGCAUCCCAAGAAGUCAUGUUACGGAAAAAGUUAGUGGCAGCACAGAAACGAGGGGAGACCAGGGCCCUAUGGCUAGGUUUGGGAAUGAUGGCCUGCUCAGCAAUGAUGUAUCUUUUUAUUGGUAUCGUCCUGGUGUAUUUACAUAGAAGAAGUGUCUGGGCUGAUGAAAGUGAAUGUGAUGUAGUAAAAGCUAACAUCAAGGAAGACCAAUGUUCAUUCAUUGAAGGCUCUGAGGAUAAAUAUAUUUUUCACUAUCCUUGUCUGGAAGUCUAUGUGAAUUUAACCCAUUUAGGCCAAGUAGUAAUGCUGUACCACACAGAGCAAACUGUGGAAAGAAAUCCCAAGUGCUCUUAUAUCCCCCUUGUUAUGGGGAAUUAUGAACAAGCUCAGCAGCAAGUAGAAGAGGCAAGAGAUUAUUUCAGAAUGCAUCAGAGGAUUCCUUGCCAUUAUGACCCAUCAAGAGAAGAAAAGAGUGUCCUUUUCAAGAGAUUGUACCCACCAGAAGGCUUUCUAAUUGCUUUUGCCUGUCCAAGUAUGCUGUUGAUUGGUGGGAUCUUGAUAGUCAUCUUGGUAAAACUAAAUCAGUAUCUUGCCUUAGUCUCUGCUAGACAACGCAGAACAGUCAUGUAGCUUUUUCUAACUAAGAUCUGGACUUUGUAUUCACCUUUGCACAGAUGAUGUCUUGCAGCCACCCAGCUUACGUGGUAUUUCUUACAACCUCUUUUUUGUGACGUGAUGAUGAUCUGGUUAUGAUACCUGUCACCCCAUUGAUCACCAGAAUUGAUUCAGAUGAACUUCUUUUUAGAUGUUGUAAAACUUGAUGUCAAACUAUAACAUAAAAAUGAAUAUAAUGAUUUCUUCUUAAUAAAUGUUGAAGAAUUUAAGAUUUUACCCACGUAGCAUUUUCUAAAUCCCUCAAGUAUUCAAUACUUUCGACCCAUAUGAAAACUAGUUCUUUUUCAUCUAAGUUUCAGUCAAGUAUUUAAUCCAAUAUUGGAUUGGCUGUUCAAAAGUGUUACCCUUUGCAAAAGCAAUGUACAUUUAUACAUUAUUCUGAAUUUUUUUCAUCAUUAAUCUUAUUCACAGUCUUCAACUCCCCAAAUCUGUCCUUUUAAAAGGUAUACCAUUUAAUCCUGCAAUGCUAAAAUACAAAUCAAGCCAUGAAUGAUUUCUACUGAAUUAUAUCUUUGAGGAGAGGCAAGAUAAUUUAACAUUAAUUAAACCUAAGUAAAUAAAUUAUUCUAAAAACCUAAACAAGCUCUGAUUUAUUAAUUAAUAAGAAAAAGUGUAAGUACAUUUCUAUUUUGAAUAACAUAGUUCUACUUUGAAUAACAUAGUUCUAUAAUUUAUUCCAUUACCUUUUGCAAUCUUAAAUUAAGAGGUAUAAUUCCAAUACGUAGUCUUUUAUUUUGUUCAAAAUAUUUUUCUAAUUGUUUUUAAAUUGUUCCCUGUGUGCCCUUGUAUGUUGAUAUGCAG
Thamnophis elegans (Western terrestrial garter snake) is the source of this 1721-nucleotide messenger RNA. RefSeq names its product putative calcium-activated potassium channel subunit beta. Gene Ontology annotation, biological process: potassium ion transport; detection of calcium ion. The transcript is spliced from 6 exons. Gene Ontology annotation, molecular function: potassium channel regulator activity; calcium-activated potassium channel activity. The record is from RefSeq and is a predicted model, not a curated record. The coding region runs from base 261 to 875 and encodes 204 amino acids. Lineage: Eukaryota; Metazoa; Chordata; Lepidosauria; Squamata; Natricidae. Gene Ontology annotation, cellular component: voltage-gated potassium channel complex; membrane.